This is a messenger RNA of Bombina bombina (fire-bellied toad), 4405 nucleotides long. It is a transcript of the gene DHX8, whose product is annotated as DEAH-box helicase 8. The record is from RefSeq and is a predicted model, not a curated record. Lineage: Eukaryota; Metazoa; Chordata; Amphibia; Anura; Bombinatoridae. Gene Ontology annotation, molecular function: RNA helicase activity; RNA binding; ATP binding. Gene Ontology annotation, cellular component: intracellular anatomical structure; catalytic step 2 spliceosome. Gene Ontology annotation, biological process: spliceosomal complex disassembly; mRNA splicing, via spliceosome. Bases 99 to 3710 code for a protein of 1203 amino acids. The transcript is spliced from 24 exons.
CGUCACAUGUGCGACCUUUCACAUCACAAUUCUGAGACGAAUGGUCUGUACCAAAGGGAAAAGAUUCUUAGCAAAAAUCAUAUAAACGUUUAGUAAACAUGGCAGAUGCAACGUUGGAUGAACUGCAUAAACUUGAGUAUCUUUCCCUUGUCUCUAAAGUAUGCACAGAAUUGGAUAACCAUUUGGGCAUCAACGAUAAAGAUUUAGCUGAAUUUAUCAUAGAUCUUGCUGAGAAAUGCACAACCUUUGAAGCCUUUAAAGCUGCCCUGGCGAAAAAUGGAGCUGAGUUUACGGAUUCUCUAGUUAGCAAUUUGCUGCGUCUGAUCCAAACUAUGCGACCUCCUGCAAAGCCAGCAACUAGUAAAGAAGCACCUAGGUCUGAAAAAGAAAAGAUGAAAGAGUUAUUCCCAGCUCUUUGCCGACCAGACAACCCCAUUGUUCGGACAAUGUUGGAUCCAGAUGAUGUAAAAGUGGCAGCAGAUGCCUUGAAAGCAUUUGAAGCGCUAAUGCCCAGCGCAGCUGGGCCUGAAAUGGAAAGAAGUAGCAAACACAAAAGUAAGAAAAAGAAGAGGAGCCGAAGCCGCAGCCGUGAUCGCAACCGUGACCGCAACCGUGACCACAACCGUAAGAAAAGGUCACGAUCCAGAUCUCGUUCCAGAUCCAGAGAACCAAAAAAAAUCAAAUCUGAGCAUAGAUCUAGAAGCCGCAGUCCCAACAAGGAUCGCCGGAGCCCCAGCAAAGGUUACCAAAGCCGUAGCCAGCAACAGAAAUCACAAAAAUACAAUGAAAGGUGGAGAGAGAAGCAUGUAGACAGACCACCCCCUGAGGAACCAUCAAUAGGAGACAUCUAUAAUGGAAAGGUCACUAGCAUCAUGCAGUUUGGGUGCUUUGUUCAGCUUGAGGGACUAAGGAAACGAUGGGAAGGCUUAGUCCACAUCUCGGAGCUCCGACGAGAAGGACGAGUGGCGAAUGUGGCAGAUGUUGUAAGCAAAGGUCAAAGAGUAAAAGUAAAAGUGCUUUCAUUCACUGGAUGCAAAACCAGCCUCAGCAUGAAGGAUGUGGAUCAAGACACUGGGGAGGACCUGAACCCAAACAGACGCAGAAACCUUGUGGGUGAGAGCAAUGAAGAGGCCUCCAUGAGGAACCCUGACAGACCUAGCCACAUAUCCCUGGUGAAUGCCCCUGAAGUUGAAGAUGAUACACUGGAGAGGAAAAGACUGACUAAGAUCUCUGACCCAGAGAAGUGGGAAAUUAAACAGAUGAUUGCAGCCAAUGUCCUUUCCAAGGAAGAAUUUCCUGAUUUUGAUGAAGAGACUGGGAUUCUUCCAAAAGUGGAUGAUGAAGAAGAUGAAGAUCUAGAGAUUGAGCUGGUGGAAGAAGAACCCCCAUUUCUCAGGGGUCAUACUAAACAGAGCAUGGAUAUGAGUCCUAUUAAAAUAGUAAAGAAUCCUGAUGGUUCCCUCUCUCAGGCAGCCAUGAUGCAAAGCGCUUUGGCAAAGGAGAGGAGAGAGAUGAAGCAAGCACAGAGGGAAGCAGAGAUGGACUCUAUACCUAUGGGAUUGAACAAGCAUUGGGUGGAUCCUCUACCUGACGUUGAUGGCAGACAAAUUGCUGCAAAUAUGAGGGGCAUUGGAAUGAUGCCCAAUGACAUUCCAGAGUGGAAGAAACACGCAUUUGGAGGAAACAAAGCUUCCUAUGGGAAAAAGACACAGAUGUCAAUUCUGGAGCAGAGGGAGAGUCUACCCAUUUACAAACUGAAGGAGCAGCUUGUGCAGGCUGUUCAUGACAACCAGAUACUUAUUGUUAUUGGGGAAACUGGCUCAGGUAAAACUACACAAAUCACCCAGUAUUUAGCUGAGGCCGGCUACACAACCAGGGGGAAAAUUGGCUGCACCCAACCUAGAAGAGUGGCUGCCAUGUCUGUUGCUAAACGUGUAUCAGAAGAAUACGGUUGCUGUUUAGGUCAAGAGGUUGGCUAUACCAUUCGAUUUGAAGAUUGUACAAGCCCAGAGACUGUCAUAAAGUACAUGACAGAUGGUAUGUUACUUAGGGAGUGCCUUAUAGAUCCCGAUCUGACACAGUAUGCUAUAAUCAUGUUGGAUGAGGCCCAUGAAAGGACAAUCCACACUGAUGUUCUCUUUGGACUUCUAAAGAAGACUGUACAGAAACGCCCAGAUAUGAAGCUCAUUGUGACAUCUGCAACACUUGAUGCAGUUAAAUUCUCACAGUAUUUUUAUGAAGCUCCAAUUUUCACCAUUCCUGGACGGACCUAUCCAGUAGAGAUCCUUUACACAAAGGAGCCUGAGACAGACUACCUAGAUGCCAGUUUGAUCACAGUCAUGCAGAUACAUUUAACAGAACCUCCAGGUGACAUACUGGUGUUCUUGACUGGUCAAGAAGAAAUUGAUACCGCUUGUGAAAUAUUGUAUGAGAGAAUGAAGUCCUUGGGUCCUGAUGUGCCAGAGUUGAUCAUCCUUCCUGUUUAUUCUGCAUUGCCUAGUGAGAUGCAGACACGAAUCUUUGAUCCGGCUCCUCCAGGAAGCAGAAAGGUUGUCAUAGCUACUAACAUUGCAGAGACUUCCCUGACAAUUGAUGGCAUAUAUUAUGUGGUGGACCCUGGAUUUGUAAAACAGAAAGUUUAUAACUCCAAGACUGGUAUAGAUCAGCUGGUUGUAACACCAAUUUCUCAGGCACAAGCCAAACAAAGAGCAGGUAGAGCUGGAAGGACAGGCCCAGGAAAGUGUUACCGGCUUUACACUGAGCGUGCCUACCGUGAUGAGAUGCUCACCACCAAUGUACCUGAAAUCCAGAGAACUAACCUGGCCAGUACAGUCCUGUCACUGAAGGCCAUGGGGAUCAAUGAUUUACUUUCCUUUGAUUUUAUGGAUGCUCCUCCAAUGGAAACCUUGAUCACUGCCAUGGAGCAGCUUUAUACCCUUGGGGCACUGGAUGAUGAAGGUCUGCUCACCCGUUUGGGGCGUAGGAUGGCAGAAUUUCCACUGGAGCCCAUGCUGUGUAAAAUGCUGAUCAUGUCAGUUCACCUUGGCUGCAGUGAGGAAAUGUUAACCAUUGUUUCUAUGCUGUCUGUCCAGAAUGUAUUCUACAGGCCCAAGGACAAGCAAGCUCUUGCAGACCAAAAAAAAGCAAAGUUCCACCAGACUGAGGGAGAUCACCUGACGCUCCUGGCUGUAUAUAACUCCUGGAAAAACAAUAAGUUUUCCAACCCUUGGUGCUAUGAAAAUUUUAUCCAAGCUCGCUCUCUUAGGCGUGCUCAGGAUAUCCGCAAACAGAUGUUGGGCAUUAUGGACAGGCAUAAGCUUGAUGUUGUGUCUUGUGGAAAAGCCACUGUAAGAGUACAGAAGGCGAUAUGCAGUGGCUUCUUUCGAAAUGCUGGGAAGAAAGAUCCACAGGAAGGAUACCGGACCCUAAUAGAUCAACAAGUGGUCUACAUUCACCCAUCCAGUGCACUCUUUAAUCGACAACCAGAAUGGGUUGUGUAUCAUGAACUAGUCUUGACCACCAAAGAAUACAUGCGUGAAGUUACCACAAUUGAUCCACGAUGGCUUGUAGAGUUUGCGCCAGCUUUUUUCAAAGUCUCUGACCCCACCAAGCUCAGCAAACAGAAGAAACAGCAGCGUCUAGAACCACUAUACAACCGAUAUGAGGAGCCCAAUGCUUGGAGAAUAUCCAGAGCUUUCAGACGCAGAUGAUGUGGCAACUGCAUUACAAUCUUUUGUUAUGCAAUUUCAUAAAAUGACUUAUUUGCACAUUGGAGAAUGACUUUUUUUUAACAUAGGGAAAAAGUAUGUAUUGGAUUCUAAAGAUGAGGUUUCAACAUAUUAAAUGGUGUACUAUUUUACUAUAGUGUUUUUUAUUUGUAAUACUCAUCCCUAAGAAAAGAAAACCAUAACUAAGUACUCUGUAAAUGUAUAUUUAAUAAUGUAGCCACAUUGGCGCUUUGAUGGGGUAUUCAGAUCAUAUCAGGAGUGGAAGGAAACAUAUUGGUAUGUAGAAGAUUACAGUGUUACUCUGUUCAUUCAAAAGGUUUAAAUAUCUUUUUGUUUGCCUUCACCUUCUGGUUGUUGUUUUUUUUUUUUUUAAACGUGCUGUAUAUUCAGUAUUCUGGGUUAUUAGAUUUUGAGUUUGACAAAUAUAUAUGUCAAACUGUAAAAAAUAUGUUUUUUAUGUGAGCAUAUAUGCUAUUUAAUGCCCAAUUGCCAGUUUUCUGGUCUAUGUUUAUAUAAUUGCUAAUUCAAAUCAAUGAUUAAAUCACGUUUCUCCCUAUUGGGAUAGUUUAUCUGUUGGUAUUGCGAACUAUUGUUGUGUAUUAUUCACAAUUCUUUUUUAAUCUUUGUAAAAAUACAAACAAUGACAUUGUAUAUUAAAGGCUGUGUUUUCAACUUUA